Molecule: messenger RNA, 748 nt
Organism: Pocillopora damicornis (cauliflower coral)
Lineage: Eukaryota; Metazoa; Cnidaria; Anthozoa; Scleractinia; Pocilloporidae
Source: RefSeq, a predicted model, not a curated record
UUGUGUUCUUUUCACACUCGCGCCGUAACCAUUUAGAAGUGCUUGGCUUGUAGCAUUGCCGUUCAGAAGUCGACAUGAAGUACACUGUGUUUCUAGUUGCUGUAUUUUCCAGCUGUGCUUUUGGGAUAGACACCGUUCCCUCUUUGAAUGUAACAAAAUACCUCGGUCGCUGGUAUCAGAUGUAUGCCGACCCCUCAGUCAUGGCAACUUUUGAGCGUGACGCAGUAUGUGUGACAGCGGAUUAUACACUUGAGAAAGAUGGAAAAGUGGGCGUUCUUAACAGUGAAAGACUCCGUACACCGACCGGAGAGGGAAAGAACAUCACGGGUUACGCCUACAUACCCGACCCUAACCAACCAGGGAAGCUCAAAGUUCAUCUUGGAGGAGUACCUGUUGACGCUCCGUAUUGGGUGGUAAAACUAGGACCUCCUACUUUUGGUGAAGGUCUUUACCAGUACUCCGUGGUCACAGAUAACUUACAGAUUACCCUGUUUGUGCUGGCAAGAGACGUAGACACAUUCAAAAGCCAAUAUGACGAGGAAGUCCGCAAUUGGCUGACAGAAAAUGGCUUUACUCGCUUCUACAACAAGCCUGUAGCCACCUUACAGAACAAAGAAUGUAUUUACGUUGCUGAGAGGCCCUCUUCUCAUCAGACAGUAGAAGAAUUUCUUCGUUAUGAUUAGACGAGCGUCGUGACUUUUGUGGAUAAGAUGACGAACACCUAUUAAAAGUCCAGGUUCUGAUUUGA